Molecule: messenger RNA, 1929 nt
Organism: Henningerozyma blattae CBS 6284
Lineage: Eukaryota; Fungi; Ascomycota; Saccharomycetes; Saccharomycetales; Saccharomycetaceae
Gene: YPF1
Product: aspartic endopeptidase
Exons: 1
Coding region: 1-1929 (642 amino acids)
Biological process (GO): membrane protein proteolysis
Cellular component (GO): cytoplasmic side of endoplasmic reticulum membrane; membrane; lumenal side of endoplasmic reticulum membrane
Molecular function (GO): aspartic endopeptidase activity, intramembrane cleaving
Source: RefSeq, a predicted model, not a curated record
AUGAGUGAUUUCCAGCACAAAGUUGUCGAAGAAAUUAAUAAAUUAUCUAAUGCGAUUGUGUCAAAUUUACAAAAUCAAACCGAAAAUUUUCUAAUUAUAGAAAAUGUCUUAAAACAUUUGCCAAUAUUCAAUCAUGAAUUGAUUGGAAGCAGUGUAAAUGGUAAUAAAACUGAGUUACAACAAGUAUUUGAAAAUAUAACCAGUAUAAUUGAUAGUCCAUCUAAAUUAGUGGAAAAUUCAACUCCAUUAAAUGACCCAACUUCCUUAACUUUUAGAUUUACAUAUUAUUUGUGCCAAUUAAAUGAAAAACAUAAAUUUAAAUACUCAAGCCAAGUUUUUGUAAUAUUAAUUUCUACUAUAUUGAUAAUAUUAGGGACAUUUGCUUCUAUAAAAUCAAUCCCAUAUACUGCUUUACCUCCAACAGUUAUUCAUCCAUUAUUUGAUCCAUCUGAUUUUGAAUUAGAUACAGAAUGCCAUAUCGUUUAUAAGGAUGAUAAAACUAGUAAAAAAAAGAAACAGAGUAAGAAACAGAAAAACUCAGGAAGACUAAAUCAAUUAGAAGAGAAACAUGCUAUACUUUUACCAUUAUCUAGUAGUAUUACACUAGUUGGGCUAUAUUAUGUGAUAACUAAAUUAAAUAUUAAAUGGAUGAAUUAUAUUAUUAAGGGACUAACUUUUAAUAUCAUUUUAAUUAGUUUACCAGCAGGGAUAUUUGUAUAUUCUUAUCUAAUAACAGCUUUUAUUAGAAACUUCGCCCAUUUAUUUAACUUAAACACAUUAAGGAUACUCAGUAGAUAUCGUGUUACUAUUAGUGAUGACAACGCAGAUAUCAAUAAGAGUAGUGGGUUAAUUACUAAUUACCAUUAUAAAGAUCCAUUGAAUACUAAGGACCCAGAUGAGUUAUAUUUUCAAGAUACAAUUGAUAAUAUCAAAAAAAAUGGACCCAUGAUCAUAGAGAUGUAUAAACGUGAAUUAACUGAACCAACUAAUAUCAAAUCAAAUAGACAACUUGUGAAUCUCUACUUCAAUAUUAGUACAUUGCUUUCUAGUAUCAUAUCAAGUGUUUUAGUCUACCAAUUUUAUAAGAAUCAAACAAACUGGAUUUUUUCCAAUUUAAUAAGUAUGAAUUUCACUAUUUGGUCCAUCUCGCAAAUAAAUUUCAAAAAUUUAAGAACUGGUGUCUUAGUAUUAUCAAUCUUAUUCUUCUAUGACAUAUAUUUUGUGUUUGGAACUAACAUGAUGGUUACUGUGGCUACCAAUUUAGAGUUACCAGUUAAAUUACUAAUACCAAAUGGAAUGGACAAGCUUGAUCCAAAAAAAUUAAGUUUUGGAUUAAUUGGUUUGGGUGAUAUAUGCUUACCUGGCAUGUUCCUAUCAAUCUGUUAUAAGUUUGAUAUCUGGAGAUAUCAUAACAACGCAAACAAGCCAGAAGAAGAAUUCCAUCUAUUGAAUUGGAAAUACAUUGGCAAAUAUUUCAUCCUUGGAAUAAUCAACUAUAUACUGGCAUUAGUGAUAUGUAUUUCUAUGAUGGUUAGAUAUGACAGAGGCCAACCUGCAUUGCUAUAUAUUGUACCAAUGAUUACUAUACCGACCAUAAUUUUAGCCUUUUGUAGUGGAGAGUUGAAAACGUUUUGGACCUUUCAAUACGAUACAAUUGAACUGGGUGCUAAUCUAUUGGAAGAUUCAGAUCAAACUGAUUCAGAAAACCAAGACAAAGACAAAGGGGAGCCUUUGGAGGGAGUCCUUCAAGAUGAGAAGAAAAUUUCUGUAACUUAUUCAGAAUAUUUCAAUAUCACCAACGAAGAACUGUACGACGAACACGAUGACUCCGUAGAUUACGACGAACAAGAUGCUCUACUUGAUGAAGCCAGUGACAACGAAUACACCUACAGUGAAGACAACACGCUCUUGAUCGAUAAUGAUGAAUGA